UGAUUCGAGUCGCAUGUGAUACGUAUGUACGUCAUUCAUAAUAUCAUAGACAGUAAAGGUGCGAACGUUUUUAGCAACUGUUCUCAUGGCUGUCAUACUAACAAUGGAGAAGCUCAUCGCAUUUUUAAAAGUGGAUUUGAUGUUUGCCUGUUGUUGGCCGCUACCGCCGACCGCUACGAAAUACGAGAGAAUACGCAAUAAGAUAUUUCGUUGGUUGUCCGUGUUGCACGGCAUGAUCAUGGUGGUCACGAUUAUAUAUACCAUUUAUAUUAACAGUUCGGAUGUGUUUCUCAUAAUGAAAUUAUGCUGCGAGCUCUGCACUACCUCCGAGGUUCCGUUGCAGAUUAUGUGCUUUUCAAUACAAUAUAAUCGACUACAAUAUGUGAUUUAUGAAUUAGAGAAUUAUUGCAAACGGGCAAAACCAGAAGAAAAAGCGGUCUUUCAUCAUUAUAUCGAUAGCUGCAAAUUGAUUUAUGUGGGCUCGAUGUGUGCUUUCACUAUUACCGGUCUGCUAAUUAUCAUCAGCCCUCUCGUGGAACCUCAUCCGUUCCCCAUCGACAUCGAGUACCCAUUUGACGUCGAUUAUCAACCUAUGAAGACGAUCAUUUAUUUACAUCACAUAUUACUCUUAUAUCAAAGUUACGCGCAAGUAUGCUCUAACAUCUUCGUUGCUCUUCUCUUAUGGUUUAUCUCAGCAAGGUGUGACAUACUGUCCGGACGAUUUCGAGCAGUAACGAAAUUCGAAGAAUUGCGCGCGUGCCUAAUAGAGCAUCAAGAGUUGUUAAGAUAUGGAAGAAAAGUGACUCUCUCCAUUCGUUACGUAGUAUUAGCAUCGUUAGCUAUUAGUACGAUAGUGAUCAUUUUUACCGGCUGCACCUUCCUCAGCCGACAACCAAUAUCGGUAAAGUCGACGUUCUUAAUCUUUUUCAUUGCGUCCCUCGCAAAAGUAUAUCUGUGCGCGUGGCCAGCUGAUCACUUAUUAAGCGCAAGCACCAAUAUUGCGCACGCUGCAUAUGACUCGAUGUGGUACAACAGGGAGGUCGGUUUGCAGAAAAUUUUCUUACACGCUGUGUUGCGCAGCCAGUAUCCAAUAGCUGUAAAUGUACCCUGCAUGCUUCCGACAGUUUCGUUAAAUUAUUAUGCCUCUUACGUCUUAACUGCUUUUUCCUAUCUGACCACUUUCCGAGUCUUAUUUGAGGAUGACGACAAUUAGUCUGAAGCACGUUUCUUGUUCAUGUCGGACUAGAAUUUUCUAUAUCUGUGGAAUACAUAUAGAAAGAAAAUGCAUCUUGAGUAGGGCAACUGUCUACUGUUUUUGCAGAUAUGAGAUAACUAAUUUCAGUCUUAAUGUUCUGUUGUCGAUGCCUAACAUUUCUAGUUUCGGAACAAAUUUCUAACGUUUACGCUGAGGCAAAACUUAAUAAAUUAUAUA
This is a messenger RNA of Harpegnathos saltator (Jerdon's jumping ant), 1432 nucleotides long. RefSeq lists its product as uncharacterized. The transcript is spliced from 6 exons. Gene Ontology annotation, molecular function: odorant binding; olfactory receptor activity. The record is from RefSeq and is a predicted model, not a curated record. Gene Ontology annotation, cellular component: plasma membrane. Gene Ontology annotation, biological process: sensory perception of smell; detection of chemical stimulus involved in sensory perception of smell. Lineage: Eukaryota; Metazoa; Arthropoda; Insecta; Hymenoptera; Formicidae. Bases 86 to 1213 code for a protein of 375 amino acids.